AUGGACAUAGUUGCUUCGGCGGGAGCACCAUUUAUUCCUUUACACAAGAACUAUGUUGUUAUGGUUCCUACGGAGAGUGGGAGAAGGAAAGAUUUGUGGAUCUCACUUCACCCUAACUUAGAGGCAAAACCAAAAUAUGCUGAUGCCAUACUGAAUGGAAUUGAGAUCAUGAAGAUAAGUGAUAGCAAUCUUAGUCUUGCAGCAAUGUUGCAAUUGAGAAGAGGACAAAGAAAGAAGAAAGUUCAACAUGCAAUUAUUGUAGCUGGUGCUACUUCGGGUACCAUUUUGGGACUGCUCUUCACAUUUUUCAUUCUUAUCCGCAGAUCACUUAAAAAAUUGAAGUGGGCUUCUUAUAUACUCCCAUCAAAUUCAAGUAAUACUCUCAAAAACGUUCAACCCACAGUAACCUCAGGUCUUUUCCAUCAAUUCACAUUUGCAGAAAUCAGCAUAGCUACAUGCAACUUCAGUGAAGCUCUUGUCAUUGGGGAGGGAGGCUUCGGAAAGGUGUACAAAGGCAUCAUGCAAUAUGAUGGAUUUACUCCUGUUGCACCAUUGCCAUGGAUUCAAAAAAAGAUCUGUGUUGGUGCAGCUCGAGGACUACAUUAUCUCCACACUAGCACAAGGCACCCAGUUAUUCACCGUGAUGUGAAGUCAGCCAACAUAUUAUUGGAUCAGAAUUGGGUAGCCAAGAUUGCAGAUUUUGGGUUGUGUAGAACAGUUCCCUCACUUUACCACUCACAUGUUAGCACUGAGGUUAAAUGUACUCCGGGAUAUUUAGACCCUGAGUACUACAUGAGAAGAAAACUGACAAAAAAAUCUGAUGUGUAUUCAUUUGGAGUGGUUUUGUUUGAAGUGUUUUGUGGAAGACCGGCUGUGAAUCCUGUGGCAGUGGAAGAGGAAAGUGAGAAAGUUGGGUUGGCCAUACACCGAGACUUUGCAGUGAUGGUUCCCCAUGUUAAUGAGGGAAAGCAAGAUUUAUUUAUUAUGGCUUGA
Molecule: messenger RNA, 993 nt
Organism: Sphenostylis stenocarpa
Lineage: Eukaryota; Viridiplantae; Streptophyta; Magnoliopsida; Fabales; Fabaceae
Source: the annotation of a GenBank genome assembly